AUGGGUAGCAAAAUUAAUACUUCAUUAAAUGAUGGGAAUGCACCUCCAUUGUGUGUGAUGAACGGCGAGAAUUAUCAUCAAAUUGGAAGUCUGUUGCCAUUGCCAGGAAAAAGUCCGAAAUUUGCUCAACUAUAUAUACGCGAAACUUAUAAUGAAAUCGCAAAUAGAAUGGUUGUUGUUAGGAUGGAAGGUGAUGAUUUGGCAUUUAAAUCAUCAAUUGUUCGUGAUAUAAGGGAAGCAUUAGAUAACUGCAACAAUCCAUAUGUACAAACAUACAAGAUAAUUCGUAAUACAAUAGCAACACAAGGUUCUCCUUUUGUUAAAUUGAGAAUAUUAGGCAAGAGAGGUCAUGAUGGUAGAAUAUAUAACCUUCCAUCUGCAUCUGAGGUCGCUGCCUUGGUUGUUGGUGAUUUUGAUGCUGCAGACUUCGAUAGAGAUGUGGUUGUAAAGACUCAGUCCUGA
This is a messenger RNA of Lathyrus sativus (Indian pea), 462 nucleotides long. The record is from the annotation of a GenBank genome assembly. NCBI's taxonomy places the organism in Eukaryota, Viridiplantae, Streptophyta, Magnoliopsida, Fabales, Fabaceae.